Messenger RNA from Metschnikowia bicuspidata var. bicuspidata NRRL YB-4993, 3273 nucleotides. RefSeq lists its product as uncharacterized. The transcript has a single exon. Gene Ontology annotation, cellular component: nucleus; site of double-strand break. The record is from RefSeq and is a predicted model, not a curated record. Gene Ontology annotation, biological process: DNA repair; proteasome-mediated ubiquitin-dependent protein catabolic process. Bases 1 to 3273 code for a protein of 1090 amino acids. Lineage: Eukaryota; Fungi; Ascomycota; Pichiomycetes; Serinales; Metschnikowiaceae. Gene Ontology annotation, molecular function: protein binding.
AUGCUGUAUUUGCUCAGCUCGCUCUACAAACAGGCACAGUCUGCACAUGCCGUCAGAAUCCAAGUAGACGGCUCGCCCUGUGAAUUUCUCCUUGUGGACGCAAACGGACCUCGGCUCACGGCAUGGCACCUAGACCUGGCCCCACGGGCCCAGCAGUAUCUUUCUGCCUGCCACAACAUGGACCGCCAGUCCGAUAUUUUGGCUUUGGCACCUCUCAAGCUAAAAAACAAAAACAGCCGGAUUGCCGUCCUCUUAAAGUCGCAGCUCGAAAUCUUGGAUGUGCUGCGGGAGGCGUUUGUUCCACGCACGGUGGUGCCGUUUCUGGAAGUCUCGGGCCAUCAGGACUCGCUUGAAAUCGACCCGCUUCUUCUUUCAUGCUCUGAGGGCACACACAGCUUCUUGCUAUUAUAUAGGUACACUGGAUUUGUCACCAUCUUCAACCUCGAGGCGCUCCUAUCAAACAAGUCCACCCUGCGCAAACGGAACCGCAAACAUCUACCAGGGUCGAAAACCUUCUCGAUCGGUAACGUUGUGGUGUCUCUGAUGGCAAUAUCCAGAAAACAAGGUGCCCCGCUCAUUGCUGUCCUAUACAGAGACAUAGACUUCAACUUCUCGCUACGUUACUACACGUUCCUGGCCGAGCUCAAGACGCUUUCCAUGGUGCGCCAAAUGGAGCAGUUCUCGGGCGCCCCCUCCCACGUGAUGGGCGUGGGGGGUGGUUUCUUGGUGGCAAGCGAUACGAAGCUUUGGUUUUUUCCUCCCCAUUCCAAGACGGUGACUUUAGCCAAUCUGGUGGGCGAUCCAAAUUUUCCUGUGUCAUGCAACACGCUACAUAAUGUCGUGACUCUCGACAUGUCUGUGAAUGCCGACUCUUACCUCGGCUCGCGCAUAGAGUGCUCCACACAGAUCGACGACAAUCGCUACUUGUUGGGCUCUGAUUCUGGCACGACAUUGUUGAUCUAUAUUGAGAUGAGUACCUCCCACUCAGUGACGACAGUGGAGCAGUUUCAGGUACUUGAUUUGGGAAAAUCCACCAUCUCAACGAACUUGGUGCACCUCGAGGACAAUGUGGUUUAUGCUGGGUCCCGAAACUCUCGGUCCAUUCUAUUUCGGAUCUUGUCUCUGGCGCCACACAUCGACAUACUCUCGUGCAUGACCAACGCGUCUCCCAUCUUGGACGCAACCUUGUGUACAAACAAGCACCGAAAAUCGCUUUUGUUGGCCCGGGGUGGCUUUCACAGUGGCGAGCUCGAAAUGGUUCUGGAUUCUCCAUUCAAGAUCGAGCGUCAGCAUGCAACCCAUGUCGAUCAUGAGCUGGCGACGUUUACUGUCACAGACAACGAUGGCGCAAAAGUUAUCAAUAUCAAAGAUGCCACGGGAAGUGUUUGCGAAUGUCUCGAUUAUCCAUCUCUCCACUCACGAUCUCUCUCACUUUGCCUGAUUGGCGAUACUACACAAGAACCACAAUUAGGACAAGGAUAUCUCGAGUCUUAUAGAAAAAACAGCUCCCGGUUUUGGGUGGUAGAUGAUCUAAGAACAAUAGAAGUUGUUGAGGGACACUCUUCUCUGGUCAUACUCCAUUCGAGUGAAACUCUCUCCAUCUCCAUGGGUGAUGUAGACCAAGUAAGCUUUCUUGAUUGGCACAAAGAGGGUGAUCUGUUGAGUGUUAUUAUUGCUCUGUGUAGCGGGACAUUAGUCCAAGUUUUGUUUACCGCAAAGGAGGCUAAGUUGAUUGGUAUGGUGCCUACAGGCUUAAAAGGCAAAAUCUCGCUUUGUUACGCUUUUGGGGACUCACAUUCCCUGAUUGUUAUGCUUGAUGGCGAGGGACUCAUAUUUCAAGUUCCCGUCUUGGAGGUGAAGGACACAACGCCAGCUUGGGAUCUCACAUCUACGCAAUAUUUGAUGGCCAGACAAAGUAGCGGAGUUUUCAAUUUGAGGCGCAGCUCCACUGGCAAAAUCCUUGUUUUCGAUGCAUUCUCCUUAUUCUUUUUGCACCCUGUACAAGAUGGAAGUUUCCGCUUUGAACUCAAAAAAUUACACACCUUCAAUUAUCGAUUGAGAACAUGUGAGAUCACGGAACUGGGCGGGACAGCUGGACUGUUGCUCAUUUUGUUUGAAGACGGCACAUUGAGUAAGUACCUGUUUGAAGAGCGACAGGGUGCCAUUGAGUCGUACAGUUCCAGCAGCUUGAUCUUGCUGAGCGUGAAUGUUUCUGAUCACUACACCGUGUCGUUACAGUUGGAUACCACACCAAAUAUGAGCACGGGCCAAAUGGACACGUUACCCUCGCUUUUGCUUCUUGAUCUGCGGUCACUAAAGCUCUUGCAUGUCUAUAAACCCCGCGAGUCCAUGAACUUUGUUGACAUGUGUUUGAUGGGCAAGGAGUAUACCAUCGAGAACAAAGCUUACAUUGUGGUUGCCAAUUCCGUUGAGAAUCCACUUGAAAUGCUUAAGCUUUUUAGGGUGGUGCUGGGGAAAAUUGAGCCCGUCUCGAAUAUAUCACUUCUGGGCAAGAUCCCCAAGAGCUUCUCGUUUUCCAAAAUCGCGUGCCACAAGAAUAAGAUUUGUAUUGUUGGUGACGUGUCUCUUGAGUUCACACUUGAAGCCACAAAAAACCCGCAAAAAGAGGUUUGGAGAGGUGAGGUCUUGAAGCAUGAUAACGCACCAUUUUUUGUUGCAGACGUCGACGGAAACGAUAGCUUCUGGGCUCUAGCUGACGCUGUUCGUGGAGUCUUUGUGGCGCCUGUUUGUGAGUCCCGCUUAUAUCCACUUUCGAAUCCUUUUGAAACGUCUUUUGCAACGGCAGUUGCUGUUUUAAAAAGCAGGCCUGUGCUUGUUUAUGGUGACUCUGAGGGCAAUAUAUGGGCUGCGGAACAAGUUGGCAAAUGGCCAGGGAGCACCGCUAGAGUCGGCAUAUGUUGUGACCUGAGCUUUACACAGCUCUUCUGGACUAACGUGCGCGAACAAAUUAACGACAUAACAGUGGUUCUGGAAAAUCCAGUCGCCAUACUUUUCGCCACAGUAAAGGGAAAUGUAUAUCGGGUGCAAGAUCUAAAGGGGACACCUGCCGUGCAAGAGUAUUUGGCAGAAGAGGUGGAAUCUCGAGGCGAAACUGCAGGAGAACUCACGAUAGACGAACGGGAGUUUAUUGAAAACUCGUCGAAUGUCUUUGAUGGCCGAGCUCUAGAACUGUUCAAUAUGGCUGAUCGCACCUGUUCUGAAGCGUUGCGGUGCGAGGUUGCGAAAUUACGUUGUGAGUCCGUUCUCUUGUGA